Messenger RNA from Geodia barretti, 1308 nucleotides. The record is from the annotation of a GenBank genome assembly. Lineage: Eukaryota; Metazoa; Porifera; Demospongiae; Tetractinellida; Geodiidae.
AUGCCGCGCGAGGCCGUAGAGGCCGCCAAGGUGGUCAUCCUGGAUGGCCUCGCGGUGACGCUAGCUGGCUCCCGCGAAACGGCAGCGCAGAUCGUCGCAGAUUAUGCCCGGGAGAUGGGCGGCAAUCCGGUGUGUUCCGCAAUCGGCCACGGGUUCAAAACUUCUCCGCCCAUGGCCGCCUUCGUGAACGGAGUGGCGUGCCACGUUCUAGAUUACGAGGUAAUGUGGCACCCGGCAACGCACGCAACCUCGCCUACACUCCCCGGCAUACUCGCAUUGGCAGAAAGCCGCAAGGCGACGGGAAGAGAAAUAGUUGCCGCCCUCGUGACGGGGUUCGAGGUGCAGGGUAGGAUCCGUGUCGCUUCCGCGAAUAUGGGGCUGGGGGGCUUCCACCCGCCGGGCCUGGUCGGCGUCAUGGGCAGUGCCGCGGCAGGGUCGGUCAUGCUCGGGCUCGACACGCAGCAGACGCGGAUGGCGCUGGGCUUGCCGCAUCAAGAGCCGGGACGGUGUCGGCCAAACACCGGGACGAUGACCAAGUCCACCCACUGUGGCAACGCGGGCCGGAUGGGGCUGGAAGCGGCGCUUCUCGCGCAAAAGGGAUUCACGGCCAACGCCAAUGUGAUUGAGCAUGAAAACGGCUACGCCGCAGUGCUGUUCGGAGACGAGUUUGACCUUGAUGCCGUUACCCGGGAUUUUGGCCACCCUUACCGGCUGGUCGAUCCCGGGGUUGCUAUCAAGAAACAUCCCAGCCAGUACGGUACUCACCGGGGCAUUGAUGCUGCCCUCGAUAUGCAGGACCGAUUCGGCGUCGAUACCAACCGUAUCUCUUCGGUGCGCAUAGAAACUCCAGUGAUGCGCUAUGUGGGCAGGCCUUUCCCGGAAACCGGCCUGGAUGGGAAAUUCAGCUUCCAGUACACCGUGGCAGCCGCACUGCUGGACCGCCGCGUCGGCAUCGAGACCUUCACAGAUGAGGCCGUAAACCGCCCUGAGGUGCUGGAACUCCUUGGCAAGAUCUCCGUUGACAUGAGGCCCGAAAUUCCGGCCAACUUCGAAGACAUGUGGGUCGCUGUGCGGGUGGAGACCAGCGAUGGACAGACGUUUGUCAGCCGCUGCGACCGCCCGCGGGGAAUCUGGGGUAACCCGUUAACCCGAGAUGAAAGGCUGGCAAAGGUUAGGUCGUGCGCCAGUCGCCUGCUGUCAGGUGCGGCAACCGAGCGAUACAUAGAUAUCGUAGAAGAUCUGGAAAACCCCGACAGCGAUACGGUCCAGGAACUGGUAGGGAUCCUUGGCAGCGGUCCUUCUCGUUGA